CCAGAAAGAACCAAAAUCACACAGAGGAACGUGAACUCGCUGAGAAAAGGCGAUCAUAUUACUUGGCAUAGGACUUAUGGAAUCUGGCAUCAUGCGAUUGUGGUAAAAACAUUUGUUUCGGGGCUGAUUGAAGUUUGUCAUUUUGCUUCAGACAACACGAGAUGGAAAACUAAAGCGAUAAUCCAAAAAAAAGAAAUGGAUCCUCUAAAGGAAAAUGGUGAUCUCUACCGAAUCAAUUACAGCAGCAUUCCAGACGAAAAUUCUGCUGAAUUAGUGGUCGCGAGAACAAAAGUUCUUCAAUCAUUGUCUACAAUCGGCAAAUACUGCUAUAACUUUUUCAUAAACAACUGUGAAAAUUUUGCGACAUUUUGUAAAACAGGCUUCAGCAUCAGUUACCAGCUUGAGUGGUUGAAAAAAAAUGCGAAACAGGCCAUGGACCUUGGGAUUGACUUUGGAAAUAACCCAAGUGUUCUAAGGUGGUUGUACCCGUUGCGAUUUGUGCUGUAUGAAGGUAUCGAAGCAUUGACGGGCGCUGGAGAUGUCUUAGGUGCUGGUUUGCUGAUGCUAGGUGAAUGCUACAGUUGUUACAAAGACAUUGCUGAGAUAAACGCAAAGGAAGGAAUGUCAGAAAAAGAUCGCAUGUUUGAAAAAUUCAACCGUCGUUGUGUAUGUUCAGGAGGAAUGGUUCUGGGGGCAGUUGGUAGCUACGUUUUGGGGCAGUACAUGGGAUCAACAUUGGGUAGCCUGAUCGGUGGUCCUUUGGGACUUUUUGCAGGUAGAAUGAUUGGCGGCUGGGUUGGUGGUUUCAUUGGCAGUAAGCUGGGAAAAUUUGUAGAGAUGAACUGACAGCUUCGAUCAAAAGAUGUGAGAAACCAUACACGAUUUUCUUUUACGAAUACCAUGAAAACAACAGGGGCGUGUCCAGUAGUAAAACAAUGAUGCACACAACCUGUUUAAGGAACAGGUGCUCUGUGCGGGGAUUAAUUAAAUCACUGGAUUUCAAUGACUGUAUUUUUCAGAGUUUUUGAGAAAUAGUUUAUUAUAGUUAAAAGAAUCAUAUAUGUAAUUACG
Mya arenaria is the source of this 1071-nucleotide messenger RNA. RefSeq lists its product as uncharacterized. Bases 196 to 846 code for a protein of 216 amino acids. The transcript has 2 exons. Lineage: Eukaryota; Metazoa; Mollusca; Bivalvia; Myida; Myidae. The record is from RefSeq and is a predicted model, not a curated record.